Anoplopoma fimbria (sablefish) is the source of this 3488-nucleotide messenger RNA. It is a transcript of the gene spata20, whose product is annotated as spermatogenesis associated 20. Gene Ontology annotation, biological process: carbohydrate metabolic process. The record is from RefSeq and is a predicted model, not a curated record. Lineage: Eukaryota; Metazoa; Chordata; Actinopteri; Perciformes; Anoplopomatidae.
UCAUGCCUGCAAGUUUUGGCUCGUCCAUGUCCACAAAGUAGCUAACCCCAGCUGGGAACUAAACCAACACACUGGGUGGAUUAGGAUGAUAAGACUAGCAUGGCGUCGGUCGACGUCCAGAAAUACUGUAGAGCCCGCACGCCUUUUACCUGGAGCUGUGUUGAGAGCGGACAGUGCUCAGCAGAACCCGGGGGGUCACAUUAAGUGUUUCAGACAAAUCCUCCACCCACCAAGCGGGAGGUCACCGCUGCACAGCCAUCCACAGCCGGCCUUCUACCUCAGCUCAUCUGUCUUCAUGAGCAUGGCGUCAGGAGGUACAUCAUCCACCCCCCACAAACACACCAACAGGUUGGCCGAGGAGAGGUCGCCCUACCUGUUACAACACGCACACAACCCCGUUGACUGGUAUCCAUGGGGACAAGAUGCUUUUGAAAAGGCGAAGAAUGAAGACAAACCGAUCUUUUUAUCAGUCGGCUACUCGACGUGCCAUUGGUGCCAUGUUAUGGAGCGAGAAUCUUUCGAAGAUGAGGAAAUUGGCAAAAUCCUUAGUGACAACUUUGUCUGCAUCAAAGUAGACCGAGAAGAGAGACCCGAUGUGGACAAGGUCUACAUGACCUUUGUACAGGCAACAUGCGGUGGUGGAGGUUGGCCCAUGAGUGUGUGGCUGACCCCUGACCUACGACCUUUCAUUGGAGGCACCUACUUCCCUCCCACGGAUCAUGCAAGAAGACCUGGGCUCAAAACGGUUCUCAACCGAAUCAUUGAACAGUGGCAGAAUAACCGUCCUGCUUUGGAGUCCAGUGGAGAGAGGAUCCUUGAAGCCUUAAAGAAAGGCACUGCCGUCGCCGCAAACCCAGGAGAGAGUCCUCCACUGGCCCCCGAUGUCGCCAAUCGCUGCUUCCAGCAGUUGGCGCAUUCCUACGAGGAGGAGUACGGUGGCUUCAGAGACGCUCCAAAGUUCCCCACACCAGUGAAUCUGAUGUUCCUCAUGUCUUACUGGUCUGUGAAUUGUGCCACCUCAGAAGGGGUCGAGGCUCUCCAGAUGGCCUUGCACACACUCCGCAUGAUGGCGCUGGGCGGCAUCCACGACCAUGUGGCUCAGGGUUUCCAUCGCUACUCCACAGAUUUCUCCUGGCAUGUUCCCCACUUUGAGAAGAUGUUGUACGACCAGGCUCAGCUGGCUGUAGCCUACAUAACUGCCUCCCAGGUAUCAGGUGAGCAGCUCUUUGCAGAUGUGGCUAAGGACAUACUGCUCUACGUCUCCAGAGACCUGAGUGACAAGUCCGGAGGCUUCUACAGCGCGGAGGAUGCAGACUCUGUCCCGGCAUCAGGGGGACCAGAGAAGCGAGAGGGGGCCUUCUGCGUCUGGACAGCCUCAGAAGUAAGGGAGCUGUUGCCCGACGUGGUCGAGGGCGCCACCGGAGCUGCCACACAGGCAGACAUCUUCAUGCAUCACUAUGGGGUCAAGGAGCUAGGCAACGUGGCUCCGGAACAGGACCCCCACUUGGAGCUGCAGGGCCAGAAUGUGCUGAUCGUGCGUUAUUCGGUGGAGUUAACGGCUGCUCGCUUUGGCAUCAGUGUGGAGAAAGCCAACGAGCUCCUGGCCUCCGCCAGGAUCAAAAUGGCAAAAGUGAGGGAGAGUCGGCCGCGCCCACAUCUGGACACCAAGAUGUUGGCCUCCUGGAAUGGUCUCAUGCUGUCGGCCUACGCCAGUGUGGGAGCCGUGCUGGGGGACAAGGCCUUGCUGGAGAGGGCGGUGCGGGCGGGCAACUUCCUCAAGGAGCACCUGUGGGAUGCCGAACGGAAGACCAUCCUCAGAUCCUGUUACCGUGGAGACGAGAUGGAGGUGCAACAGAUAUCUCCGCCCAUCUCUGGCUUCCUGGACGACUACGCCUUCAUCAUUUGCGGCUUGCUGGACCUGUACGAGGCCACGCUGCAGACGGAGUGGUUGCAGUGGGCGGAGGAGCUGCAGCUCCGGCAGGACGAGCUGUUCUGGGACGACCAGGGCGGAGGCUACUUCUGCAGCGAUCCCAGUGACAGCACUGUGCUGCUGCAGCUCAAAGAGGAUCAGGACGGAGCUGAGCCCAGUGCCAACUCUGUGUCGGCGUCCAAUCUCCUGCGUCUGUCCCACUACUCUGGAAGACGGGAGUGGCUCCAGAGGUCCCAACAGCUGCUGGCAGCGUUCUCCGACCGUCUGACCCGGGUCCCCAUAGCGCUGCCUGAGAUGGUCCAGGCUCUCAUGGCCCAGCACUACACCCUUCAACAGAUCGUGAUCUGUGGCCAGAGGGAUGCCCCGGACACGGCAAGUCUUCUAGCGGCGGUCAACUCCCUCUUUCUACCACAUAAGGUUUUGAUGCACAUCGACGGCGAUGCAGAUGGAUUCCUGCGGCAACGGCUUCCCGCCCUCUCCUCCAUGACCCAGCAAGGUGGUGUGGCCACAGCCUACAUAUGCCAGGACUUCACCUGUUCGCUCCCUGUCACUGACCCCCAGGAACUACGAAGGUUACUGCUGGACGGGACCACGGAGAGACAGGCAGCAUGAACACUGACUGACCUGAGAUUUACCGGGAGGGCUGUAAUCUUCAAAAACGGCACUCUCCUAAGCAGUAGCCGAUAGGUUAUUUCUUCUGUGAGUCUGACUUUGCCGUAUAAGAAUGGCAGUGCUCAUAAAGUUGAUACGCUACAUUGGUAGAAAUAAAUACAUUACCAUUAGAUGGCUGGGGCUUCCAUCCUUUAUUCCAAACUCCAGCAUAUUCUUUAUAAGCAAGACCAGCUAGGUAUUACCUCGAAUAUGGCUUUCAGACACGGUUGAUCAGUGGAGGCAUAUUGAAAUUCAGGUAUCUAAAUGUCCUUGUUAAGAAAUACCUGCAGUGGCAGUCUACUGAGAAUAUGUAGCACUUGUACAAAAUGUCCUGGCUUAACUGUUACCCCCAGAAGUAAACUACAGACUCGUAAAAGACUAUAACACAAGAAAACUUGGAUGAAUUGGACUGGCAAUAUUUUGCAGAUGAACCGAUCUGCCCUGUUGUAACUGAUCUGCCGUGUUGUCCUCUCCUGGCCCUGUGUUCCAGCUCACGUCACAUGGAUCCGACAGUGGAAGUCUGCUUGCCUGUGUGUGUACGUGUAUGAAAAAAAAAAAGGUUGGUUUGCAGGUUUGUGCAUCAAUUUCAAAAGGUUUAUUGUGUGUGCAUUUGGUUUCAUUUGAAGUCACGUCACUGUGAAUGAGCAGCUCUUCUCAGGAUCCUCCGUUAGCCAUCUGCUCUCACCCCUGUUUUGGAUUCAACGUGAGAGGAUUCUUCUCCACUGCUGCAGAGACUUGUGACUCGUGGCUUUUAUCUUGAGGUUUAGUACAAUGCCUCAGCAUGUAUACGCACAACCCUGAAUAAUAAAUAGAUUUCCCUUUAUAAGCAGUGUCCAUGACGUUUUUUGGAAUGGAUGCUUUCUUCUGUUUUGCAGUUUUUAUUCUCUGGGUGUCUUGAAACAUGGAU